Molecule: messenger RNA, 2854 nt
Organism: Acinonyx jubatus (cheetah)
Lineage: Eukaryota; Metazoa; Chordata; Mammalia; Carnivora; Felidae
Gene: IL2RB
Product: interleukin 2 receptor subunit beta
Exons: 10
Coding region: 174-1820 (548 amino acids)
Biological process (GO): cytokine-mediated signaling pathway; immunoglobulin mediated immune response
Cellular component (GO): external side of plasma membrane; membrane
Molecular function (GO): cytokine receptor activity; protein binding
Source: RefSeq, a predicted model, not a curated record
CCCUGGGGUUUUACUUCGCUGGCCUCAUCAGCCAGCUGCUACCUGGGCGGCUGGGAGUCUGAGUCGGAGCAGGGCCCUGGGGAGAUGGCUGUGGACCCAGCAGCGGAGAGAUCCCGAGAGAGUGCGCCGCAACCCCAUGUCUCAGCCAGGGCUCCCUUCCCUAGCUCCCACGCAUGGAUGUGAUGGCGGCUCCUGGUCUGCCCUGGUGUCUGUCCCUCCUUGUCCUCUUCCUGCCCCUGGCCAUCCCUCGGGCAUCCACAGUGGUGAACGACCCCUCCAAGCUCGCGUGCUUCUACAACUCAAAAGCCAACAUCUCCUGUGUCUGGAGCUGGGAUGGGGACCUACAGGCCACAUCCUGUAGGAUCCACGCUAAGCCGGACCAACGGUCUUGGAACAAAUCCUGUGAGCUGCUUCCGAUGGGAUCGGCCUCCUGGGCCUGUUACCUGAUCCUUGGAUCCCCAGAUACUCAGAGUCUGACUUCGGCUGACACCGUGGACAUGAGGGUGAUGUGCCACGAAGGGGAGAGGUGGAGGGUGCUGAUGACCCAGAAAUUCAAGCCCUUUGAGAACCUUCGGCUGAUGGCCCCCGACUCCCUCCAAGUCACCCACGUAGGGACCCACAGAUGCAACAUAACCUGGAAAGUCCGCCAGUCCUCCCACUACAUUGAAAGAUACCUGGAGUUUGAGGCCCGGAAAAGGUCCCCAGGCCACAGCUGGGAGGAGGCCUCCCUGCUGACCCUCGCGCAGAACCAGCAAUGGAUUUGCCUGGAGACCCUCACUCCAGACACCCAGUAUGAACUUCAAGUGCGGGUCAGGCCCCAGCUGGGCAAAAACGAGGCUUGGAGCCCCUGGAGCCAGCCCCUGGCCUUCAGGACGAGGCCCGCAGCCCCAGGGAAGGAGGCUGUGCCCUUUCCUUGGCUGGGCCGCAUCAUCAUGGGCAUCAGCAGUGUCUUUGGCUUCAUCAUCUCGGUCUACUUGCUGGCCAACUGCCGGUACAUCGGGCCAUGGCUGAAGAAAGUUCUGAAAUGUCACAUCCCAGAUCCCUCAGAAUUCUUCUCCCAGCUGAAGUCAGUGCAUGGAGGAGAUUUCCAGAAGUGGCUCUCCUCUCCCUUCCCCUCGUCGUCCUUCAGCCCCGACACGCCGGCACCCGAGAUCUCCCCGCUGGAGGUGCUGGACAGGGACGCCAAGGCCACACAGUUGCUCCUGCUACAGCAGGAGAAGGUGCCCUCCUCGUCCUCCGCCGAGACCAGCGGCCACUCGCUGACCAGCUGCUUCACCAAUCAGGGCUAUUUCUUCUUCCACCUCCCGGACGCUCUGGAGAUCGAGGCCUGCCAGGUGUACUUCACCUAUGACCCCUGCACGGAAGAGCCCGAUGAGGCCGGGCCCGGGGCGCCUGCGGGGUCUCUCCUGCCACCCCUGCUGCCUCCGCCCGGGGAGGAAGACGCCUACUGCACCUUCCUCCUCGGCGGCCCGGGCCCCCCAAACACGGCCCCGGGGGGCACUGGAGCUCAUGACAAGAAGCUGGCCCCCUGCCUGCAGGAGGGAGCUCCCAGAGACUGGGCCCCCCGGCCCCCGCUGUCUCCCCCCCCAGGUGCACCUGAGCCAGUGGACAUCCAGCCACCCCUGGAGGGCUCCGCGGAAGGAGCAAGAGAGGAGGUCCCGGGCCCGGGCCCUGGGGAGAGGGUCAGGGUCAGCUUCCCCUGGGCCAGCCCUCCUGGGCAAGGCCAGCUCAGAGCCCCUGCCUCCUGCCUGACCCUGAACACCGAUGCCUACCUGUCCCUCCAGGAGCUGCAGGAUCAGGACCCAGCUCGCUCGGGGUAGACGCAACGACCCGGUGGGUCACUGGCCACUGUGGUGCCAGGCCCAGUUGAGGGCUCGCUGGCCUCAAGGUCUGUCCACUGCUGAGUCACCCGGUUUCUAGCCGUGCCCCGGACAUCUCUGCCCAGAGGGCCCCCACCCAACCUAGCACAUUUGGCCGUUCACUUCCAAAGACCUCAGUUGCUGCUUCCUGGUCCUAUGGCCCAAGUGCAGAGUGGGGGGGGGGGGGUGGGGGCACCGUGACUCCCCCACUCCCUCAUCAGUCACGGAGCCCCAUGGCUUUUGUCCCUGAAGCAUCCCUCCUCUUCAGCCCUGCAAGCACUCUUGGGGGAGCGUUCUCGGGGCUCUCCAGGGGUCUUCUCCGCAGGCUUCCUGCCCCAUCUCCCCCCCUCCCCCCCCUCCCCCGCAAGACAAUGAGAACAAUGAGGACGCUCUUUCCAGAACGUAAAUAUGGUUAAGCUGCCUUCCCCGGUUAAAUCCCUGCCAUGCCUCCUCACUGCUUCACUUCUUGGCCCAGCCCCUGCUCCUCCAGCAUCGUGUUGGGACAUUCCCUUCUGGAACCUUCCUACUGAGCCACCAGAAGCUCCCUCCUGCCCCCACACCUUGGCACAUGCUUGGCACCCGGUGCCUUCAGUGCCUCCUUCAUCUAGGGGACAAAUCCCCCUUAUCCCUCAAGUGUCCGCUUCCCUUGGAAGGAAACACUGCUUCCAUUCAUGUGCCCAGGCUUCACGAUUCAGUGCUGGAGGGACAGUUCUCGGGGUCACGGGAUGGCUAGACCCAGCGGCAAUCCGCCCUUGGGAUCUCUCAUGACCUCAGCAUGCUUCGCUGCUGUGUCCUUACCACAGUAUGGACACAAAUCCCCUGGGGGGGGGGGGGAGAAGAGGGGACACUGGCUGGAUGUUUCCAAGGAGGUUUCACAGACUCCUAAGGCAUGCUGCUGGAAAGUGAACCUCCUGUCAGUGGCAGGUUCCGAUGCUGUCCCAGGGAGCCCAGAUCUGGGCCCCUGCCACUCCACCCUCUCCUGGAGGGACCUCUUG